AAAGUAGAGCUGUCGUACAGCAGAUGGUAGUAUCUCACUGACUGACUUUGUGGAAUAAGAUAUUGCAAGAGACAAAAAUAGUAAUAAAAUAAUGAGGGCAAAUGUGUGAGUUAUAUAUUAAUAAAAUGGAGAUGAUUAACAUGCAAGAUGCUGAUUUUAAUAGUAGAGCAGGUUCAAAACCAGAGGAAGAAGAAGAAGGUGAUAUAGAGGCUGGAAUCACAAGUAUGAUCACAUCAGAACAGGAGCCAUUGCUGCUUCCUCAAUCUCAUCAACAAGAUGCUGAGUUUUCUUCAUUUCUUCUCUUUUAUUUGUAUUUGGGCCAUUUUCUUGCCAGAUGGGGUGCAAGAAUGUGGGAGUUCUCUGUUGGACUAUACAUGAUUGAUGUUUGGCCUGGCUCUUUACUCCUGACUGCUGCUUAUGGCGCGGUUGAAGCAGCUUCUACUGCAUUAUUUGGUCCUCUUGUUGGACAAUGGGUGGACAAACUCACAUAUAAAAAGGUCCUCCAAAAUUGGUUGUUUAUCCGAAGUGUUUCUUUUGUGGUUGCUGGAGGCACAGUUAUUGGAGUCCUAGUCUAUCCAGCGUUGAAGUCAGAUAAUGUUGUGGCAUUCAUUUUACUCAUUAUAUCAAUCAAUAUUUCUGGGGCUGUUGGUGUACUUUCUACUCUUGCCGGAACUAUACUGAUUGAAAGAGAAUGGGUUGUGGUAAUAUCAGAAGGGCAGCCGCCAGAAGUUUUGACGAAUAUGAAUUCGAUUAUCAGGCGAAUUGAUCUAAUUUGCAAGCUGUUUGCCCCUGUGGUGACUGGCUUCAUCAUUAGCUUUGUAUCUCUAAAAGCAUCGGCAGUUUCUAUAACGAUCUGGAAUAUUGUAUCUGUUUGCAUAGAAUAUUGGCUUCUACUGUCUGUCUAUGCCAAAAUACCAGUUUUAAGUGAAAGCGACCAAAAGAGAAGUUCCAGGCUUGCAACAACUAACCUGGAAGAGGGCCCAUCUACUUCUGAAGUCAGGCCUAACUUAAAUAGCUUGGAGCAGUACAAUGCUAAUAGCUUGGGGAAAGUGACAGAGAAAUUUUUCAAUAAUUCUUAUUUUCAAGCUUGGAAAGUAUACUUGAAUCAAGAUGUUGUGCUCCCAGGAGUAGCUCUUGCUUUGUUGUAUUUCACUGUACUGAGCUUUGGUUCUUUGAUGACGGCUACAUUGCAGUGGCAAGGUAUACCAACAUACGUAAUUGGAAUUGCGCGUGGAGUAAGCGCUACGAUCGGGAUAACAGCAACAUUUCUGUACCCUAUCCUGCAGUCUCGCAUUUCGACACUUCGGACAGGACUUUGGUCCAUUUGGUCUCAGUGGGCUUUUCUUCUAGUCUGUGUAGCUUCAAUAUGGGUAAAAGAUAAACUUAAAUCAGCAUAUGUGUUGAUGGGUGGAGUAGCAUUAUCACGCCUUGGACUCUGGAUGUUUGACUUGUCCGUUAUCCAGUUAAUGCAGGAUCAAGUUCAUGAGUCUGAUCGCUGUAUUGUUGGAGGUGUUCAAAACUCCCUUCAGGCUAUGCUGGAUUUGAUGACCUACAUCAUGGGUUUAAUAAUCUCUAAUCCCCAGGAAUUCUGGGAGCUGACGUUGUUAUCGUUUUCACUGGUGACUCUGGCUGCAGCACUCUACAGCAUACACAUCUACCGUGUGCGAAAACAUCUCAUUCACUGGGAGAAGUUAUAUGUGCUUGUUCAAUGGUCUUUCUGGUCAUCUCAGAGAUCAGAUAGAAGUUAGAUAGGUUCUUAGGACCUGUACAAACGCCUCGUAACACAGUGUGGCAAUCAUUUGAAGGUAUGGGGAUGUAUUGUCGUGAGUUAGAACGACACAAACACAUAGCAAACUGAUGCAGGGAUUUUGCCAUGUAAACCUUAUUUCACUCUUAAGCUUCGACAGGUUUUACUCCUUCCUCUUGCAAACCUAUCAUAUUUGCGAGGCAUCAUGCAUUUUCGUUAUCAGUCAGACUUUUGGUCAUGUCAGCUUUUUAAUUCUAGCUAGACGAUCCAGAACUGCCCCAUACUUGUAAUAGUGAUCUGUAGACAUUUGCAAGCGUAUGGUGGCUUCCUUACUGUUCAAUACGGAUUGACCUUGCUUCCAAUUGUUAAGUUAUGGAUUAAUAGUUUCUGAAAAUAUUUGUAUAUAUGUUCUGUAACUUCAGUAAAGACAGGUAUCUUGAAUUGUUAAGUUUUGGUAAAUUGGUAGGAUUUGCUUG
Molecule: messenger RNA, 2223 nt
Organism: Daucus carota subsp. sativus
Lineage: Eukaryota; Viridiplantae; Streptophyta; Magnoliopsida; Apiales; Apiaceae
Product: solute carrier family 40 member 2
Exons: 9
Coding region: 102-1748 (548 amino acids)
Biological process (GO): iron ion transmembrane transport
Cellular component (GO): membrane
Molecular function (GO): iron ion transmembrane transporter activity
Source: RefSeq, a predicted model, not a curated record